This is a messenger RNA of Penicillium cataractarum, 1014 nucleotides long. Its product is annotated as phytanoyl-CoA dioxygenase family protein. The record is from RefSeq and is a predicted model, not a curated record. Bases 1 to 1014 code for a protein of 337 amino acids. The transcript is spliced from 2 exons. NCBI's taxonomy places the organism in Eukaryota, Fungi, Ascomycota, Eurotiomycetes, Eurotiales, Aspergillaceae.
AUGACUGCGAAUAUGGCUACCUCAACUGCGACCACGACCUCCGUGUCAAUAAACAAUUCCACUUUCAGACUCACAGGACCUUACGGUGACUGGCGUGAUGACCUGCAAUCUCAAGGUUUCGCGGUUGUAAAGAAUGCAAUCGCUCCUGAGAAAGCCAAGUACUAUCAACAAAAAGCGCUGGACUGGCUCACGUCCUUCAAUACUCCCCUAGAUCUGAAAGAUCCAUCGACAUGGACGGUCGAAAACCUACCGUUUCAAGGCAAAUCAAACACUUUCAACAAAUAUAGUGUUGCUCAUGAGAAGUUCAUGUGGGAGGCGCGUAUGGAACCCAAAGUUCUAGAUGCCUUUUCCAAAAUCUGGGGAACUGAUAAGCUACUUGUCUCUUUCGAUGCGUUGAAUGUCACUUUACCAAACAUGGUGGACAAACCCACCCGAAAGCCUUGGCCACAUGUGGAUCAGUCGCCCUUACGUCGAGGCCUCCAUUGUAUUCAAGGCAUUAUCAACUUGAGCCACGCCGGUCCCGAGGACGGAUCUCUAAUUGUACUUCCACGGUCUAAUACGAUUACCGAACACUUUUUCGAUACUCAGACCGACUCAUUAACUUGGGAUAAAAAUGAUAUUCGAUGGAUUAGUGAGGAUGAAAUGAAGUGGUUCCAAGCGCGCGAUAUGAAGCCCACAAAGGUUAUGGCGGAGCCUGGCGACUUGAUUCUAUGGGACUCGCGCACCAUUCAUUGGGGCGGGGAGCCCAGCGCUCAAAGCAACACAAUUCGAACCGUUAUUUACGCAUCGUACUCGCCAGCGCACUGGGCGACUGCAGAGGCACUUGAGCGAAAGAAAGAAGCGUUCGAAGCGUUUCAAGCAACGACACACUGGGCUCACGAUAAUAUUGUCCCCCGCGAAAAAGAAGCUUAUCUCCCCGAUGGAAGUCUGGAUUCCCGCAAUCGGUCUAGACCUCUCGAGGAACCAGAACAUACCGAGCAUUUGCUCCGGCUUGCAGGGGUCAAGCCGUAUUAA